Messenger RNA from Conger conger (European conger), 4463 nucleotides. RefSeq names its product zinc finger protein ZFPM2-like. The transcript is spliced from 8 exons. Lineage: Eukaryota; Metazoa; Chordata; Actinopteri; Anguilliformes; Congridae. Gene Ontology annotation, biological process: negative regulation of transcription by RNA polymerase II; cell differentiation; positive regulation of transcription by RNA polymerase II. Gene Ontology annotation, molecular function: RNA polymerase II-specific DNA-binding transcription factor binding. The coding region runs from base 209 to 3610 and encodes 1133 amino acids. The record is from RefSeq and is a predicted model, not a curated record. Gene Ontology annotation, cellular component: nucleus.
UGCAGCCUCAUCUGGGAGAACACCGGAGAUACAACAGUGCAUUAGAGAAGAGACGGUGAAACAAAAUAGACGGAGCGAAAGGCGAAGACGAGUGACAAUAAUUUAUUUUUAAUUCGAAACCCAAAUGCAUCACACGGCGCUUGGAUGAACCGACACCUCUCUAUUAACAAGUGUAGCACCUGGAUCCACUGACCAGCUCGGAGCAGGCAUGUCCCGCAGGAAACAGAGUAACCCAAGGCAAAUAAAACGGCUGCUGGAGAAUGGACAGGAGGAGGAGAAUGAGGAGUGUGUCUCGGAGGAGAACGACCUCACCGCCAACAAGGGCUUUACCGUGGAGGAGAACUGCUCUACUGACUAUGAGCCUGAAAAUAGCAAAGACUUAGAGUCCUCCUGCCACAAAGGUGAAGAUGUUGCCUCUCAUGUGGGGGAUGGGACUGGUGUUGGACAGAAAUACAGACGACCUCCAAUCGACCCCGAGGCCUGGGAUGGACCAAGGGAGCUAGAGGUGAUCCAGAGAGACAGGGAGCGGCGGAUUCACAGUCGACAGCAGCUGUCAGUGGGCAUGACAUGGGGGCCCUUUGAGGGGAAGAUCGCCGUGAACAGAGGCGAAAGUGUUGGCCUGCGGACCCAGCGCGAGGUGCCACUGGCUCUGACGGAGGGCUCCAGGUGGCUGCUGGACCUGACUUGGCUUGGAGCGGAGGACAACAAAAACAACUGCGUGGUGUACAGCAAAGGUGGUCAGCUUUGGUGCACAGUAACAAAACACAUUGCAGAGGGUGAAGAGCUGGUGGCUUUCGUGGUGGAUUUCAACUUGCGGCCUCAAGCGUUCAACCACAUGUCUGCGUUGACGGAGGGAAUGUACCCGGCGCGGCUCUUGGACAGCAUACCACUCCUCCCCCAGCAAGCCGCUAUGGCCUCCAUACUGCCCACUGCCAUCGUCAACAAGGACAUCUUCCCCUGCAAGGCAUGUGGGAUCUGGUACCGGAGCGAGAGGAACCUGCAGGCCCAUUUGAUGUACUACUGCAGUGGCCGGCAGGCGAACCCUGAGACCUUGGUGGACAAGAGUGAGAGCGGUCCACACCAGAUGCCCACCGUCUGCCCCUUCCCACAGUGCAACAAGAGCUGCUCGGGGCCACGAGCCAUGGAAACACACCUGGCUACACACAGCAGUGUCAAAAUGGAAGAGACUCUCCCUCCUGGCACCAGGUUGAAAUGCACAAUCUGUACCUACACGGCAGAUUCUCUCAUUGCAUUCCAACACCACAUCCUUUCUCACUUGUCACAGACGGCCUUCAGAUGCAAUCGCUGCCAUAUCAGCUUCCAGAGCCACAUGGAGCUGGUGCAACACCAGGACUUACACAGGCACGGUGGCGGUCUGCUUCACAGAGAGGGCGACGGCAAGCUCUCCCCCAGGCUGGGCGAGGAAGGCCUGCAGCAAAUGAGAGCGGAGCUGGCCCGCUGCAGAGACGUCCUCCAGGCCCCUAAGAUCAUGCCGAACGAGGAGGUCUGCUCCACCGCCAAGUUGGAAAGGGCAGAAAAGAUGGCCAAGUUCUCUGCCCAGAAGGAGGACGGAAACUUGGGAAGCAAAGCCAGCUUUUUGUACCCCAGAGUGAAGUCUGAACCCUCCAGCCCACGGCCGGCCUCCUCGCCCGUCCAGGCUAGCGUGGGUCCUGCGUUUCCCAUGGGCCCUCUCCUCUCUCAGUUCCCUUUUCCCCAGGACAUUUCAAUGGUUCCGCAGGCCUCCGAGAUCUUAGCGAAAAUGUCCGAGCUGGUGCACCGCAGAUUGCAGCACGGGGCGAACGCCUACCCCCCUCUGAUGUAUAGCCCUCUUGUGCCAAAAGGGGCCACAUGCUUUGAAUGCAACAUCACUUUUAAUAAUCUAGAAAACUACUUUGUCCACAAAAAGCACUACUGUAACAGCCGCUGGCAGGACAUGGCCAAGUCGCCCAGUUAUCCCAGUGGCCUGGACAAGGUGGCAGAGACUGUGAGCCCAAACAGCAGGCACAGUUCGCUCGGCUUGCUGAACGGUCCACUCCUGUCUGAGGUUGACAGUCGUCUCCUGCAGCCUGCUGGCUCAAACUCAUCGGUUUCACACUUGAUCAAUGGGAGUGUCAAAGUGCCUGAUAAGGAACUCUCAGGGCAGGUAAAAAAGUCAUCCACACCCCCUGGAGCAGAGGAGAAGCCAAAUGGCACGCCGGCGAACUCGAACAGUCCCAGCACACCCCUUGCGGAAGGCGAAAAUGACUCCAGCAAGACGAAUUGUGAAGCCUGUAAGAUCACGUUCAGCCGUGAGGAAAAUUACAUUGUCCACAAGCAGUACUACUGCGCUUCUCGUCAUGACCCGCCCAUGAAGCGCACGGCCGUGAAUAAAAUGGCAAUGCAGAGGACGAUGCGGACACGCAAGAGGAAGAAGCUGUAUGAGCUGUGUCUCCCAGAUCAAGAGGUGAAGCUGUCCCAGAUGAGGUCACCAGGUUUCCUGAUGGUACCCACUUUUGGAAGUCCGUGUACAUCCCAAGAAUCGGUGGACAGUCCCGAAAACCACUUUCAUCAACAGUGCAAUAUGUUUCCGGGAAUGGUCCCAAAACAUCUGGAAGCUUCUCUUGCUGUUACAAAAUCAGCUUUGGUAUCUAAGUGCAAUGCAAUUGAGCAGCAGGAAGCAGAUGCCCCCAUGGAUCUCAGUAAAAAGUGCUCCCCACAUUCUGACAAAACCUGCAAUUCCCCCAAAAGGCUCAUGGACUAUCACGAAUGCAUGGUGUGCAAGAUUGGCUUUAACAAAGUGGAGGAUUACCUAACACACAAGCAGAACUUCUGCCCUGUAACUGCUCAGCAGCCUGAAAUUGGCAGCCUGGACCAGGCAGUGUUUCCAGCCGUUAAAUUUGAACGCCAUAACGAUAAGAGCCCAGCGAAAUGUGAUAAAAAUGGAAACUCCAAGCUGAGUGUACAAAAUGGUAACAUUUUCCCCUCUCAUUCUGGAGCCCUGUCUGUGCUCAAUGCAGCUGGAGAGACUCCGCUUUUUCCCCUAAAAGAGGAGAGCAAGGCUGCGUUCCUACCCCACUGCUUUUACCCCCAAGCACUAAAGAAAUUGAAAGGUUCAGAUGAAAUAUUGCCAUAUUACGGGAUUAAACCCACUGAUUAUGUUAACGGUAGCGUGGUGGAGCAGGGCGUGCAGGAUGAGCAGAGUCAGAGUGAUGAAGGCGAAGGAGGAAAGGCACAGCUGACACCCAAUGGCUUUCCCCACCCUGGCAAAGAGCUGCUGCCCCUGCUGCCCAAUAACAGAGGCUCGGUGGUGAGUGUAAACGGUGCCCACAAACCUGAGGUCACGCCACAGCAGGAGAACUUGCCCCAGGACUCCCAGCCUUCAGACGGCCGGCCAUCGCCCGCGCCGGCCGCUGAGAAUCCCUCAGACUCCAACGAGAACAUUUCUCCUUCCCCGAAAUCACCCAGCGAGGAAACAGCGCCCCCUGCAGCGAAAGGCGUGAACGGAACCACGCCGGCCGCGAGCGGGAACAAAUUCUGCCGCGUGUGUAACAUCCAGUUCAGCAGCCUUUCCAACUUUAUCACUCACAAAAAGUUUUACUGCUCGUCCCAUGCUGCUGAUCAGGUGAAAUAAGUUUUCGUUCUCUGCCUCAGUGCAUCUCACUGUUUUACAUGCUGCUUGUGGACAAUCAACUUACAGUUAUUUAAAUACAGUGCAAAAUCAUAGGUUAAAAAAAAUAUUUGUGCCACUUUGCCAUAUUUAUUUAUUUUUAAAUCAGUAUUAAGAGGAGUAGUGAUGUUAAAUUAUAAUUAAAGGUAUAUGAGUUGUUUGUAUUGUUCUUGUGCAACACACAUUGUUUACAUUGUAAUGUCAGUUAAAUGAUAGACACAGAAUGCAACUGAUAUGCAUUCUGACAAAAACGUAGCUGCAAAAGCACUUGUAUAUUCUUUUUUUUUGCUGUAACUUCUUUUUUCUUUUGUAUAUGCAUAAAUACAAUUUGUAGCUUGAAUAACUACACAUUUUAUGAAAAUGUUUUUGGGGGUAAUGUCUGUGUAAAAUAUUUUUUUCUUAAGGCUUUGAGUAUGUAUUUAUGUAUGUGUUUGCCCCGUCUCUCUUCUCCAGCUCUGAAAUGACUGUUUUAGUGUGGAUGACAACAUUGUUGUAUAGUACUUAUUUCUGUUUGCCAAUAUUUCUUUCAAGAAAAAAUUUCUUUUUUUAAAAGCAGUAUUAGCUACAUAUAAAUGAAGGACUUGUCACAUCAGAUUUGUGUCCCUAUAAAAUCAAUUUUGAUUAUUGGUAGUUGGUUGAACAAUUAGGCAGGAUCUAUGCGAGCUAAGAUGAUCAUUUCAAUAACCUAAUAAUGGGAAUAAAACAUUUUCUUGAAAACAUUGUUGCUAUGCAUGUAUAUGGGUGGAAUAAAAUUCCAGAACUGUUGGACAUUUUUAUUUUGAUGUUGUGGCAUAUUAAAUACCAAUCCUCAGGAUCA